CAUUCCCACUAAACGGGCGGACAAGACUUCACGCCCCAGUUUGCUACAAAUGCAUGGUCAUAUGCAGGAAAAAUUUAACAUCCGGGAAACGAAACAUGAGCAAAGACGUGGAAUGUUAGACUCUUUUCUUAAAUGCUGUAAUGAUGGAGUAAAGAGCACCAUGAUUGGUGGAUGCAAGGAAGAAGAAACACAAAACCAACGGAGACCUAGCGUUGGUUUCAGGAAUACGACGGACAUGCAUUAACAAUUGUGCUCUCGAAAGAGAACAAUACGCAGAUUAUAAGGAUUCUAUAGAUUUUCCCCUGUCGGUUUUCGUAUUAUGCAUGUUUCUUAAAAAGAUACCAGUUGUAAAAUAGCUCACAUCGGUGGAAAUAGCCAAAGCUGCACAAUGGUCGCUGGGUCGGGCGCUCUCAGACAAACUAAAGCUGCCGUACUUGUUUGACAGCUCGGCAUCCAAUGGCGAUGAGAAAAGAAUCGGUCGCGUUUCGCGACAGCCAAUGAAAAACGGAAAGGGGUGGGCCCAAUUCAUGUUAGGCUGCCGUCGCCUGCCUCCCAGCGCUAAACUUCACCAAAUAAUAGCUGUUUGUAUUUUGGCUGCCGCAGUAGCCAUUUUAGAUGCAACAAGGACUAGGAAAUAAUGAAAAUACAAAAGAAAGACAAACAGAUGUCCACCACCCAGUUAUUAAAGCACACUUCAUCCUCAGUAGCGUCUACUGCCACGGACCAAAAGGCACGAAGCCGCUUUCCCAGCGGUCCACCGAGCCUGCAGGAGCAGAGCCGGGGCCCCAGUGGGGUGACCAAUCACUGCAUGGCCCACAGCAAGCAGCUGAGCUUUGGGGAGGUGGGGCCUACCGCCGGCCGCCUCAGUCCCCGCCCACAGUCGAUGCCGCUGAACGGGGAGGAGGACGACGGCGGGGGCGGGGCCCGGGUCAAGAAGAAACGAAAGAAAAAAGAUAGGAAGGAGGCGGAGCCUUGGCAUAAGGGAGAGAAGGACCCCAAACCAAAGAAGAACAAGAAGGAGGCCAUCGAGGGCAAGGAGCUGCUCCCUCGGAGGUCCAAGGAGCUGAAGAAGGGGAGGGAGCCCAAGCUGGCUAAGGAACCCAAGAAAGUGAAGAAGUCACAGGAGGCCAGGGCCAAGUCCAAGCUGAAGGUCUCCCGCGACUGCAAGAGCACCCCCUCCCCACCGAAACAGCGCGGGCGCAAGGCAAAAGAGCAGGGCCCCGUGCCGCCGGAGAAGAAGAAAAAGGGCAAGAGGAAAAGCGACGCCCUGCAGGAGGCGGCGGAGAGCGACGAGACUGCGUCCCUCUGCGCACUGGCCACUGGCAACGAGGAGAGCAGUGACACCCUGGAUGGCACGAAACGUCGCUCCGGGCGGCAAGUGAAACGCAGGAAGUACAACGAGGACCUGGACUUCAAGGUGGUGGACGAUGACGGGGAGACCAUUGCCGUGCUGGGCACUGGCAGGAUUCAGGCUCUGUCCUCCGCCACCCUGGCCUGGCAGGCCGAGGAGCCCCCUGAAGAUGAAGCCAACAUAAUUGAGAAGAUCCUGGCCGUCCGUAUGGUGAAGAAGGAGGCAUCCCAGGGAGAGCUGCCCCAGGAGUUAGAGGAGUUCUACGUCAAAUACAGGAAUUUCUCCUACCUGCACUGUAAGUGGGCCACGCUGGUGGAGCUGGAGAAGGACCCGCGCAUCCACCAGAAGAUCAAGCGCUUCAGGAACAAGCAGGCCCAGAUGAAGCACAUCUUCACUGAGCCUGAUGAAGACCUCUUUAACCCAGACUACAUCGAGGUGGACCGUGUUCUGGAGGUUGCCCACACUACCGACACGGAGACAGGGGAGGAUGUGACGCACUAUCUGGUGAAGUGGUGCUCCCUGUCCUACGAGGAGAGCACCUGGGAACUCCAGGAGGACGUGGACCCCGGCAAGAUCCAGGAAUUCGAGGACAACAAGAAGAUCCCCGAGCUGAAGCAUGUGGAAAGACCUCUCCCAGAUCAGUGGAAGAAGCUGGAGCAGUCGCGGGACUAUAGGAACGGAAACCAACUUCGCAAGUACCAGCUGGAGGGCAUGAACUGGCUGCUCUUUAACUGGUAUAACAGAAAGAACUGCAUCCUGGCGGAUGAGAUGGGGCUGGGAAAGACCAUCCAGUCCAUCACAUUCCUGUACGAGAUCUAUCUGAUGGGUCUGCGAGGUCCGUUCCUCAUCAUCGCACCACUCUCCACCAUCACCAACUGGGAGCGGGAGUUCCGCACCUGGACAGAGAUGAACGCCAUCGUGUACCACGGCAGCCAGAUAAGCCGGCAGAUGAUCCUGCAGUAUGAGAUGUACCACCGGGACGAGCAGGGCAACCCGAUUCUGGGCACGUUUAAAUUCCAUGGGGUCAUCACCACCUUUGAGAUGAUCAUGGCCGACUGCCCCGAGCUGAAGAAGAUCCGCUGGCGGUGUGUGGUCAUCGACGAGGCACAUCGGCUCAAGAACCGUAACUGCAAGCUCCUCGAAGGGCUGAAGCUCAUGAACCUGGAACACAAGGUGCUGCUGACGGGGACUCCUCUCCAGAACUCUGUGGAGGAGCUCUUCAGUCUGCUCAACUUCCUGGAGCCGGUGCAGUUCCCCUCGGAGACGAGCUUCCUGGAGGAGUUCGGGGACCUGAAGACUGAGGAGCAGGUGAAGAAGCUACAGGCCAUCUUGAAACCCAUGAUGCUCCGUCGCCUGAAGGACGACGUGGAGAAGAACCUGGCCCCCAAAGAGGAGACCAUCAUCGAGGUGGAGCUGACCAACAUCCAGAAGAAGUACUACCGUGCCAUCCUGGAGAAGAACUUCACCUUCCUGGCCAAGGGCGCCAACCAGCACAACAUGCCAAACCUCAUCAACACCAUGAUGGAGCUGCGGAAGUGCUGCAACCACCCAUACCUCAUUACAGGUGCUGAGGAGAAGAUCCUGGAGAGCUUCAGGAAGACACACAGCUCCGACGCCUGGGACUUCCAGCUGCAGGCUAUGAUCCAGGCUGCUGGAAAGUUGGUGCUCAUCGACAAGCUCCUGCCCAAGCUGAUCGCCGGCGGCCACAAGGUGCUCAUCUUCUCCCAGAUGGUGCGCUGCCUGGAUAUCCUGGAGGACUACCUCAUCCAGAGGAGGUACACAUAUGAGCGUAUCGAUGGGCGUGUCCGGGGGAACCUACGCCAGGCCGCCAUCGACCGCUUCUGUAAGGCGGAUUCCGACCGCUUCGUCUUCCUGCUCUGCACCCGAGCCGGAGGCCUGGGCAUCAACCUCACUGCCGCCGACACCUGCAUCAUCUUCGACUCCGACUGGAAUCCCCAGAACGACCUGCAGGCCCAGGCUCGCUGUCACCGGAUUGGCCAGAGCAAAGCCGUGAAGGUGUACCGCCUGAUCACCCGCAACUCCUACGAGAGGGAGAUGUUCGACAAGGCAAGCCUGAAGUUGGGGCUGGACAAGGCCGUGCUGCAGGACAUCAAUCGCAAGGGCAGCCUCAACGGGGUCCAGCAGCUGUCCAAGAUGGAGGUGGAGGAUCUCCUGAGGAAGGGAGCUUACGGGGCGCUGAUGGACGAGGAGGACGAGGGUUCCAAGUUUUGCGAAGAGGACAUCGACCAGAUCCUGCAACGCCGCACCCAGACCAUCACCAUCCAGUCUGAGGGCAAGGGGUCCACCUUCGCCAAGGCCAGCUUUGUGUCAUCGGGGAACCGGACAGACAUCUCCCUAGAUGACCCCAACUUCUGGCAGAAGUGGGCCAAGAUCGCGGAGCUGGAGGUCGACUCCAAGGCGGAGAAGGAGAGUCUGGUGAUCGACACGCCCCGUGUCCGCAAGCAGACGCGCCACUACAACUCCUUUGAGGACGACGAGCUGAUGGAGUUCUCGGAGCUGGACAGCGACUCGGAGGAGCGGCCUUGCCGCACGCGGCGCCUCAGUGACCGCAACCGCCGAUACCUACGCGCCGAGUGCUUCCGGGUUGAGAAGAACUUGCUGAUAUUUGGCUGGGGCCGCUGGAAGGACAUCCUGACACAUGGACGCUUCAAGUGGCACCUGUCAGAGCACGACAUGGAGCUUCUGUGCCGGGCCCUGCUGGUCUACUGUGUGCGUCACUACAAGGGCGACGACCAGAUCAAGAGCUUCAUCUGGGACCUGAUCACUCCUACCAAGGACGGUCAUGACCAGGCGCUGGUCAACCACUCCGGCCUGUCUGCCCCCGUGCCCCGGGGCAGGAAGGGCAAGAAGCUGAAGAACCAGCUUUGCCAACCUGAGCUGAAGAAUGCAGAUUGGUUGUCAUCCUGCAACCCCGAGGUAGUCCUUCAAGACGAGAGCUACAAGAAGCACCUGAAACAGCACUGCAACAAGGUGCUCCUCAGGGUUCGCAUGCUCUACUACCUGAAGGUGGAGGUCCUUGGAGAGGCCGCUGCCCUGGCCAUGGAGGGCACCCCCGCUAGGAAAUUAGAAGUCGCCCUGCCUGACAUUGACUACGUGGAGAUCCCAGCUGGCUGGUGGGAUGCAGAAGCGGACAAGUCGCUCCUGAUCGGCGUGCACAAGCACGGCUACGAGCGCUACAACGCCAUGCGAGCUGACCCGGACCUGUGUUUCCUGGAGAGCGUCGGCAUGCCGGACGUGACUGCACUGUCGGCUGAGCAGGGCGGGGGAGAAGCCCUGGCCGACGUCACUGAUAGCGUCUGCAAGAGUGACGAGGUCAAAGACGAUUCCGAGGGAAAACCGGAGGUUUCUGGGGAGAACGAACAGCCUGAGGAAGAUGCAGUAUCCUUUAAUGAAAUUCUGGAGAAAGGUGAAAGCACUGUUCCAGCAGUGACCGUCUCAGAGAAUGCAGACCAGGGGCGGGCCUUGUGGCCAGCAAGCUCCGCCCUCACCGCUCGCCUGCGGCGGCUCAUCACUGCGUACCAGCGCUUCACCCGCCGUGAGCCAAUGAGGCAUGACUUCCUGGUGCCUGAGGGGACAGGGCCAAUGGCAUGGCAGUUCGGUGAGGAGUUCCGUCGGAGGGUGACUGAACCUGACCCGCUCUUCUUGGAGUGGCAACAAAGGUGGACGCGCCGCGAGCAGGCCGAUUUUUACCGCACCGUCUCCUCCUUCGGCGUUGUCUACGACCCGGAGAAGAAGGCCUUCGACUGGACGCAGUUCCGCUGCUUCGCACGGCUGGAGCGGAAGACCGACGAGAGCCUGGAGAGAUACUUCUGCAGCUUCGUUUCCAUGUGCCGCACGGCGUGCCGCCUGCCCCCGCGCAAGGACGAGGGGCCCGUGGACCCAGCGCUGUUUGUGGAGCCCAUCACGGAGGAGCGGGCCGCCCGCACGCUGUACCGCAUUGAGCUGCUGCGCAAGGUGCGGGAGCAAGUGCUGCGGUACCCAUUGCUGGGGCCGCGGCUGCAGCUGUGCCAGCCCAGCCUGUACCUCCCCGUGUGGUGGGAGUGCGGCAAGCACGACGGUGAUCUGCUGGUGGGCGUGGCCAAGCACGGCCUCAGCCGCACCGACUACUACAUCCUCAACGACCCGCAGCUGACCUUCCUGGAGGCCCACCGUAAUUACGUGCAGAAGGAGAGCCGCCGGUACCCCACGGCUGGUGUGCCCCCGAACACACACCCCCAGCACCCGCAUCCCUGCUGCCCCUACGAGGCGGGUCUUGGUCGCUGCCAUUCCCCGCAGUCGACAGAGUUCCAUGUAGGCCCCGCCCACCACAGCCACGCACACCUCCAUGGCCACGGGAUCCACAAUGUCCCUGAGGCGGUGGGCCCGGACAGUGUGGGGCCGCUGGGUGUGGGUUCAGCAGGCAGGGAGAGCUUCCUGGAUUGCCCCCCGCUGGACGAAUCGCUGGACCUGUCCUCCCUCCAGCACGACGGGCUGGCGUCGGACUCGCUGCACGGUAAACCCACCAAAGAGGCACUCAAUGGCUUCCCGUUCAACUCGGCCACGGCCGGACACAGCAUGCUGAACCCCUAUGGUGGCCAAGCCGACACAGACCCCAUCCCAGGCAAGCUGCGCAGCGAUGUGCUGGUGGGGGCACCAUGCCCCUGUGAGGAGACGGGCCUCAUCGCUCCCUCGGUCCAGCUGGAUGACCUGCAGGCGCCUUGGGACAGCGAGGACCACGGAGGCACAGCGGACAUGUUUGACGAGUCUGACACCAUCCUGGGGCCUCCAUCCCUGGAGACCGAGUUCUUGGAUCCGGGGCAGCCAGGCGAGGGCAGGGGGGACGGGGGGCUGGCCGACUGCCUCGGCAUGCCGGGCCCCGACUCGCAGGGCACUGCUGUGGAGCCACUGCAGCCCAGCUUCCUGCUCUUCAAGGAGCUGUCGGACUCCGGGCCGACGUCGGGGUCCGACUACGUGGCCCCUCCCGCCUCCCUGUCCGGCGUGAGCCUCCACCCCCGCGGGCCGGGCGACGAGCCAGAGGAGAAGCUCAGCGACUCGGACGUCACCCGCAGUGUCCCGAGCCCGGGCGAUGGGGUGGAGAGCGUGACCUUUGAGCUCGACAAGGAGGACCUUUCCCGUGACAGCCAGAGCCUGCUGGGUCCAGAACCGGGCCUGGAGCAGGAAAAGGACCAGGAUCAGGAUGAGAAUCCUGAGGAAGAUCAAGGCCUGGAACCGGAGCAGGAUCAGGGGCAUGAACACAGCCAAGGGGCCUCACUGGAGCCCGUGGAGGGGCGCUGUGACACCGGGGACGAGAGCACAUUGGGCGGCCAUGCGUUCCCCUCUGGCGAGUCCACGUCCCCCUCCCUGUCUGCUCCCUCCCCCUCCCUGGCCGUGCCUCUGGCUGACGCCCCCGUGGUGUCACAGUUCAAAUCUGAGUUCCCCCUGGAGACCCUGGAGCCAGACAGCACCAUGCCCUCCCCUAGACUGGAGCAGACCAGCAUGCUGGAGGUGAAGGAUGACAUCAAAGAGGAGAGACCCAAAACCCCAGCUUUGCUGGAGGAGUCCCGCUUUGCAGCUGCCACCCAGUCUGUGUGCGAGAUGCCCGACAGCCUGACGGAAGUGCGGGAGCCGACUAUCGCCCAGCUCCUACAGGAGAAAGCCCUCUACUCCUUCUCUGAUUGGCCCAAGGAUCGAGUCAUCAUCAACCGCAUCGACAGCAUUUGUCACGCCAUCUUGAAAGGGAAGUGGCCCACCUCCGGCCAGCAGUACGAGUCUCCCAGCUGUGCGCCCAACAGCGCCUCCCACAGGGCCGCCUACAUCCCUGCGAGGGUGCAGCCGCCUCAGAACCUCGGCUAUAACAUCUCCGCUCCUGUGUCCCACCUCCCCAAGGAGAGCUUGGUGGGUGUCCCGUUCCUGGCUGACCUGAAGCGGGGCCGCCGGGUGUUCGAGUACGAGGCGGAGGUACCCGGGAAGCCCUGCCCGGCGGUAGAGAAGAUCCCGGUGGGAAUGUCUCACCGGGCUGGGGCGCUGCUCCUCAAUGGCUGGCAGGAGGCGGCCAUGGACCUGUCCAAGGCGGGAGAGCUGGGUAUGGGAGGGGAGCCAGCGGCGCUGGGCCACGCCGGCCCUCACAAGCUGCCCCCGCUCGGCUCGAUGCAGAGCUCGCGCGGCCUGGACAUGGCCAGCAUCCUGCAGGCUGGCCUCAUCCACCCGGUUACCGGGCAGAUCGUCAACGGUAACCUGAGGCGGGAUGACGCUGCCAUGCGCAGGAGACGGGGUCGCCGGAGAAACGUGGAGGGGCUCGAGGUGGAUCUCCCCAAGAACAGAGAGCUGCACACACCUGACCCGCAGAGCGGACCGGAUGCCAUCAGCCAGUCUACGGUGUCGUCAUCGUCGUCCUCCACUCCACCGGAGAGGCCCCCCGUGGCCCCCCAGCCUGAGGGCCUGGUACUGGACCGGGAGGCAGCCAACAAGGGGCUCCUGGAGUGGCUGCGGCAGAAUCCCAACUACACCAUGGAGCUGUCGCCCUUCAGUCCGCCCCAAAACGUAGGCAUCCUCCACGGCUUCCUGGAAAGACCCAAGCAAAGACGACAUCGCUGCAAAGACCCCAGCAAGCUGGAUGCUAGCGCGCUGACUGGGGAGGAGCGGGUCCCCGUGGUACACAAAGGCACCGGCCGCAGGCUAGGGGGUGCUAUGGCACCGGCGAUAAAAGAGCUGUCUCGAUGGCUGGAUGCUAAUUCUGAUUACUGUGUGGCCCCUGACUGGGCUGACAUCGUGAAGCACUCGGGCUUUCUCCCAGAGGGUAAGUUUACCCGCAUACUGACGGAGCCGGUGAGUCGGGACCCCGGACCCCGUAAGCGGGGCAGGAGACCCCGCGGCGAUAUGUCGAAGGCGGGCAUCCUGCUGUCGGACUCCCACUCGGGGAUGGGCCCCCUCUUCAUGAACGGGCUCAUUGGGAACAUGGACCUGAUGAGCCUGCAGAACCUGCGGAACGUUCCGGGGAUCCCGCUCAGUGGGCUGAUGGGCUUCCCCCCCGGCUUCACAGCAGUGCCCGCCGGGGAGGACACAAAGAACGGCCUGAGCAUGCUUCCCAUGAUGCUCCACGGCAUGGCGGCAGUGCAGCCCCACGUGUUUGGCGUGGGCGGACUCAUGAGUCAGUCAGCUGCCACCGGCACCCCCGCACCCUCUGCGGCUGGAACUGCAUCUGCCGCCGCCAGCCCAGCAAGCAGUUCCGACCUGGCCACACCUGGCCUCACCGGUGUAGAGACCGAGCCUCCUGGCAUGCAGGGUGGCCCGGAGGAUGGGAAGGAGGACAAGCCCCCGGUGGAGGGCAAGGCUGGUGUGGCCUGUGGCCACAGGGAGCCCCCGGCCACCCCCGUCAGCGGCUCCGGCAGCCACCUGACCUUCAACCCUUUUCUGAUCCCAGGGAUGUCCCAUGGACUGCUGUAUCCACACAUGUUCCUGCCCCACGGCGGCAUCAUGGCCCUGCAGGGCGUGGCCUGCGCCGAUGGUGCUGGCAGCCCCAAGAGGAAGAAGAAGAAGGUGCGUGAGGAGAUGGCCGAGGACGCUUUAGGGAAAGGCAGCCCGCAAACUGGCGGCGCGGCCCUGAGAGACCCGGCUCAGUGCCAGACUGAAGGCAGCGGUGCUGGUGGCAGCAGCGUGAUCGUCGAGCCUCCUGGGGAGGUGGAGCAGCGGGAGGCAGAUGCGCCCCGGCUCCACGCAGACCAGGGUCCCCGCACGCCUCCUGGGGAGGGAGUGUGCCAGGGUCCCGAGGAGACGGACACAGUGGCAGAGGACAUGGAGAAGGCCGAGGCACGGGGGCAGAGAGAGGAGCCAGACGAGGAGGGAGCGGAUGGGGGAGGAAAGUCACCCCUGCCCUCCUUCUGAACUGUAAAAGAGAAUUAGCCGUUUGUGGUGUGUAAGUCAACGGUGUUCAUGUAAAGACCUUUCUUGUCCACUUUAAUCAUGUUUAUAGAUCUCUUGUCCAGUACCAAACCUCAGACGGUCACCAAUCCACCCCCCAAACCCGCCCCGCCACGCAAAACGACCGUCGUAUUGCAUGGGAGGUUCGCAGCAGUCAGGCAUCGAUACAGAGGAGUGACCUCGUGUUCCUGCUUGCCGUGGUGACGUGGGCGGGGGCGGGGCUCGGGUUUGGUGGGCUUCCGGGUGUUUCCGCCAUGCCGCCGUUUGAAAUCGCACUACAGAUUUGGGAGGGGGGCACUGCUAACUCAGAGGUACCUAUGCAGCACAGGCCUGGUGCAGCGGCGUGGUAACAGGGUUACACAAUCGCUCCCAGAUUUAUUUUUUAUUUUUUAAACUUUAAUCUCUUCUCUACCCCCACACCCCCCUCCCCCAUCUCUUCAAGCUCAUAACAGCUCAGACUAACACAUUUCCUUUAAAAAGCACCUGAUAUGUAAUACAGAAAUUAUUGAAGCAAGCACCCAAGAAAAUUUAAGAAAAAAUAAGUAAAAGAAUUUUAAAUGCUGCUAAGAAGUUGUCCGAGGGCAGCUUUAGUUCAUCCAAGGUUGGUCUGUUGUUUUUGCUGCUAAGACAGUUUUUUUUAAUCAAGAACUUUAGAGAAAUAAAUUAUAUAUAAAUAUAUAUAUAUAAUCUAUAUACAUACGUACGUGCAUACAUAUGUAAAGAAAAUAAGGAAUCUUGUAAUGCAUCGUGUUGAAAACAGUGUAUGUCCAAGUCAAAAUUGCUUGCGUAAACAAAUGGUUAAAGAACAAGCCGCGACUUUGCUCUUUAUUUUGUUCGGGGUAUUUUUUCUAUGCUCUUUAAAACGAUUCAGUUUCAGUUACCGAAAGAUGUUCUUAUCUGGCGGGAGUCGUCGGCCCGGCACGCCUCGCCUUCCGGUGCCGAACCUUUCCCAUUCGGACCCCAGUUCAUCACCUCACACAGGACCAGUGAGCCCGUGCCGUAGUGGACUCUGACAGGACAGGAGCCUCCUGAAGUAGGCGGAGGGGUGUGUGUGUUUGUGUGUGAGUUUGUGUAAAAGGGGGGGGGAUGUUUGUUUUAUGUGCAGAAAUUAAAAUAUGUUCAUUCCCAUCUGUCUGUUCACACUAAGGAGAGAUGUUUGGGUUUGCUCGGAUUGAACUGUGGGGGAGUGCCCAUUAAUAUAACGCUUUCGUCUGGUUUCCCCAAUGCAUUUUAGAAUACACUAGAAUAGAUAUUGAUAGGGAUUUUCAAAAUGUAAAUUGAUCUAUAUAUUGUUUAUUUGUUUACAAGCAUGUCUUGUUUUUACUUAAUUGAGUUUGUAUUAAAAAAACACGAAAUUGCCAGUAUUUCUGAUAAUUAAGCAUACUCUAGAAGGACACACAAAUCACCUUUUCUUCUAAAAAUUUCAAAACAGGGUGUUGAAUUUGGCAACUUUCACCUAAAAAAAAAAAAGAAAAAAAAAAACAAUAAGGUCCUUUUCAGUAUGAAAAUGUUUUUUUGCAAAGUCCUGUUGGUGAAUGUCUUACCUGUAAAUGUAACAGUCUCAGCCAUUUGAAGCAUUUUAUAUAUAUAUAUAAAAAAAUUGAGUUUAAUUUCUGCGUGUGUAUGCGCGCAUGCAUGCGUGCGCAUCAACACAGCACCACCUGUGGAGAAAGGUUGCCGUAGUUCUGUAUUUAGGACACCUGUCUUGCCCCUCUUCACCUACGUUGUUCGAGAUGUUGUUGCCUUGUCACAGCUUGUGACAUUAUAAUUUAUUCGUUUUGCUUUUGCCAAACUUUCACCAAAUAUGACAUUCUCUUUUUUAUCCUUUUUUAAACUUAGGUCAUUAUAUUAAAAUUACAAAUGCCUUAUUUAGUGUUAUAUAUAUAGAUGUUUUUUUCUACAUCUCCAUAUCAGAAAGUAUAUAUCAAGGUAUGUAAUAUAGAGCUUGAUUCUGUCGGAAAAAAGCGAUUCACACUGAUGUAAAUUUCCCAUCGGUCGUGUGCACAAUUCCCCAUUAAUCCCACCACAGUUACAAAUUAAUGUAGAAAGCGUUUGGUUUGACUUUUUUAUUCAAACACAAAAUGUUCGGCCAGAUGUUGAGUUUAACAUUUGUUUUUGAUAAACGGGUUAAGCACAGAUGAUAACCGGCAUGUAAGUAGUUGAAUAUGUAUUCGACUGUUGUCAGCGCUUUUGAGCGGCAUGUUCCGCUGUUGAUUGUGAUGUUGACAAUCGGCUAAUUGGUCACGACCAAUCGCUAAAAUCACACGCAAACCUUAAAAGGUAAAGCUGCUCGUUUUGUAAAUUUUUUUUCAUUUCCUUUUUUCUUUCUUCUGAUGUCUCCGAAACACUCCGGUUGUGGCUGCGACUGUGCUAACUCAUUUUGCGUUACUGAUGAAUCGAAAUAAAAUAAAUGAAGGCGAUCAAUUGUAAAAGAGCGAAUGCAUUUCAAAAGCCGUCUAGGUUUCACUUCGUAGAUGAACAUAGUGUUUAAUUAAAAGGUCAUCCUAAUGCAAACUGUUGCCUGUUGGAAAUAUUGUCUUGCAAAAAAAUGUUUGAUUAUUCUUGUAUCUUCGAAUAAAUGUGCCCCAGGCUAUUGGGAAAACUGCCUGGCCACAUGUAAAAUCCAAGUUUACUUCAUCCUCCCUCCCACUGGGUCAUAAAACCGAAACUCUUGUAUGUAAAAGAGAUGACACUUUGGAGCAGUAUAUGACUAAUAUUGUGAAGGUCAAAGAAUAUUUAUUCAUUUUUUUUUCAUGUCGCCAUUUACUUUAUGUAUUUUUUUUCUUAAGUAAUUUAUCCAAAGACCAGGAUGUUUUGGACUCAUUUGUAUUUCAGAUGUAUUUAUUGUACACUUCUGUCUUAUAACACUUUUUUUUUCUCCCCUCUCAUUUUUUUAGUUGUACUCUGACUAAUUAGGGUUCAGGAAAAAUGCUUUGCUGGUUUCUACGGCACAUUCAGGCUCUGACGCUGUUUCCUGUUAAAAAAAAAUAUAUAUAUCAUAUUUAUUUGCUUUUAAUAUUUUUGCUCCUGGUGGAUGCAAGAAUAGUUUAAUUAGUUAAAAAAAAAUUAUAACUUAAAUGUACUGAUACCAUAAGUACUUGGCAAAUAGGCGUAUACCUGCCAAGUACACUGUCUAAGGGUUGCGCUUAAGGUCAGAGCUAAAAUCGUUAAAAUUACAUUUUCACUUUUUUUUUUUUCUCCCAGGCCAGGAAGCUUCCGGUAAUAGCUGUGCACCGCACACACGUACAUCGCACACAUGCUCUACAGAGUGUACUCACAAGAAAGGAUACAGGCCCUUAGCGUUCUAGAUUGAGCUCUGUCACUUACUGACGCCAUUGCACUUGGCUUUCCUGUGAGGAUGCUUUGCAGCGUAUUCAGUUAUGUCCAUGCACCUGAACUCAGACCCCCAUCAGCGUGUUACUCGGGGUUGGGUGACUACAUACAUGUUCUGGGGGGUUUUUUUCCCACAGCUGUUUGCCUUAGAACAUAGUUCUUUUGUUUAGAUCAUGCAAGGCCAGUGUUCCCCAGGUGGAUGUACUGUAAGCUCUUAGUUUCAUUCAACCAAGGGUACUGUAUUUGGGAUCAUGUGCUACAAUAAUAAUAAAAUGUACUCUGUGUUGGUCUAAAAUCGGCAGCAAUGUUGGUUUUUUUACGGCAUUGUGGUUUUUAUUUAUUUUUAUUUUGUUGAAUUAGCUCCUGUAUUCCCAUGUGGACCAAUCACAUAACUAAGAACAUGGUAUGUGAUCUUUUAUUGUGCAAUAAAAGAUGACCUUCAACUUUCAAAA
Messenger RNA from Brienomyrus brachyistius, 13053 nucleotides. RefSeq names its product chromodomain helicase DNA binding protein 6 (gene chd6). The record is from RefSeq and is a predicted model, not a curated record. The transcript has 37 exons. Lineage: Eukaryota; Metazoa; Chordata; Actinopteri; Osteoglossiformes; Mormyridae. Gene Ontology annotation, molecular function: ATP-dependent chromatin remodeler activity; protein binding; ATP binding. The coding region runs from base 638 to 9232 and encodes 2864 amino acids.